AUUGGAUGCGAGCGUGAAGGAGGAUUACUAUUUAGCUUGGGCAUUUUGGAACAAACGCCUCGGAGCGCGUUUAUCGGUGAAUUGGACAAGAUCGCAAGGAUAAUAAUAGAUUCAGUAAUAUACAACAAUAAACACCUAUUGAUUAUAAUGAUUGGAUUGUUAUUACAUUUGGUUGACAUUAAUGCAUCAGUUGUCGAUAGUAUGCAGAGUUUACUUCCGCGCCUCACAGCUUUAGCACAGUAUGAAGGGUCUAUGGAUGUACGAAUAAUGAGCCUACGGUUCCUGGCGCAUGUGGCGAAUACGUAUCCAACGUCCGUCAUCCUCCCGUACAAACAGGACAUGCUGAUCGGCCUUGCGCCGGCGCUGGACGACAAGAAACGUCUGGUACGCGACGUCGCGGUAAAGGCGCGCACCAGGUGGUUCAUGGUCGGAGCACCCGGCGAGGCUAAGGAGAAUUAAUGUGUACUGGACAUUGAUUUUGAAAGGUGAUUGAAACAGCUCAGAGUCGAGAGGCAAGGUUAAGAACAGUGUAGAUUUAAAGCUAUGUGUACAUUCAUCGAUGUAAUAGUGAUUAAAAAAUUAAAUUGGCGUCGAUAAGUUUUGGUCCUUCGAUCCAGAUAUGGAAUGGUGUUUUGUGAUUUUUUUGGGUGAUAGUGACAAAUUACCUUAUAUUUGGUAGUAUCAGUGGACGCGACAUUCUAAUAUAUUAGCAUAAAGUUGUAUGUAUGUAUCAACAACAAAUUAUACAGCUUAUGGUAUGAUUUCAGCUGAAAUGCCUAUACUAAUAUAAUGGACUGAAUGAAAAGUAGGAACAAGUUAUCGAUAUACCGAUAGCAAAAGUGCGCAGUUCAGUGAGCAUUUUACUAAAAAAAAAAGUGCAAAAAAUGGAUAUCCUCAUAACACGACGCGAUUCCAUUAUUAAUGUGACGAUUUUUUGUUGACUAUUUCAUAAUGCGAUCUGACUAGAUAGAAGUUUCUUUUAUGUGGAUUUUGAAAAGAAUUUACUACAAAAAUGAAACUGACUGAUGAAAAGCCUUAUCUGGAGGUAUAGAAAUAUUUACAGUAGUUUAUCUCACGAUAUGAAACUGUUUUAUCUCAGUAGUUGCAAUACAUUUUAUAAUAACUGAACGCCAAACGCUCAAUAAAUACAUUAAAUCAGUUCAAACUUAAAUGUAGGCAAAUAAAUGCGCUUUUAGGGGAUAAAACACAGUGUAUUGACCUUAUCUCCGUCCUAUAAUGUGACCUAUCAAAAUAUCAGGCACAAAGAAGCAUGCGAAAUCAGAUUAUUUUGAAUAUAAUUGGAGUGUACCAUAAAUUUGUGGAAAAGUAAAAACAUGAUUGCAAGAUUGGUCUACUGACAAGGAGAAUAAAAGUAUUGCUUUUAUUAAAAAUAAUAUGAACAGUUUUGAGCAUGAUAAGUUUUUUUUUUAUUUCUUGAUGGUUUCAUGAGCUACCCUUUAUCCCUCGUCGCACUUGAAGGUAAACAGUAUUUAGAAGAAUUGCGAUCAGCAAUACCACUUUAAUUUGGUAUCUUCAUAUUCACUGAGCGAUUAUAUUAGAUGCAAUAAAUGUUAGUCGGAUAUGUAUGUUUUUAUUCCAUGUAAAAUAGCCGUACAAUGUUUUUUCGAGCUUAAAACCUAAUUGUCUAUGGUAAUAACGCAGGGAUGAUUGUCUAUGUUUAUAGGGAAUAUAUGUGUGCUAAAAUAUAUUUUAAAGUACUUACAACAUAUUGAGUAAAGAGCAAUUUUUAUUUGACUUUUUAUAUUUGGUGAGAAUGGUUCUCUGAUUUUGUAAAUAUUAUUUUGUAUAAUUCAUGACAGCGUUUUAUCGUUUUAUUUUAUUAUAUUUAUUCCUUACCCAUUCUCCAUAGAGCUUCAAGCACAAAGUAUUAAAAUCCGUACAUUGAAGGCAGCAAUAAAAUAUUGUUUAUCAGAAAAUACAACAAUUUAGCACCAGUUAUAGAAGCAUUUUUCCAUAGCAUUAUUUUUCUUUAAAAAAAUCGUUAACUUUUCUAUCUCCAGACACAAGGUAAGCUUGUCUCACUAAUAUCUCAAACGUUUGUUACCUUAGUAACUGAUGAUUCCGCAUCCUAACUGAAUCUACAGGCGAUUCUGUUCCAAUUUUAAUUUUUGGUCUCAUUCCGAGAAUAAACCAAUGAAAAUAAGUUAUUUGUAAACGUCAAAAAUACUUUGCUCUGAUUGGUCCAUUCUUGCGACGGAUCGGAAAAGCGAUUGGGAGUGUUUAUUAUAAACGAUAGUUAAUUGUAUUUGUCACCGUCGCGUAUUAAGGGCAAGUUCAAUGAAUGUUAAGGAAAUUGUAUAUUAUCUGGCCCCUAAUUCUUUUCUAAUUUGGUUUUUAUUACUGUGGCAU
Messenger RNA from Manduca sexta (tobacco hornworm), 2370 nucleotides. Its product is annotated as MMS19 nucleotide excision repair protein homolog. The record is from RefSeq and is a predicted model, not a curated record. NCBI's taxonomy places the organism in Eukaryota, Metazoa, Arthropoda, Insecta, Lepidoptera, Sphingidae. Gene Ontology annotation, biological process: iron-sulfur cluster assembly. Gene Ontology annotation, cellular component: cytosolic [4Fe-4S] assembly targeting complex.